Molecule: messenger RNA, 1287 nt
Organism: Candidula unifasciata
Lineage: Eukaryota; Metazoa; Mollusca; Gastropoda; Stylommatophora; Geomitridae
Source: the annotation of a GenBank genome assembly
AUGAGUAAAAAAGAUAAGAAGUCACAUGAGGAGCCUGCUGAUGCAGAUAAUGCAGUGGAUAUUAGCACAUCUAAAAGGAAAAGUAAAAAACGCAAACGAAAUUCAGAACUUGAUGCUUCCUUAGAUGCAUCAGAUACUUGUAAAGAAAAUAUUGUGGAGACAGGAUCCAAAAAGCGAAAGAAAGAAUCUAAUGGCACCUUACCAGAGAAUGAAGUAACGAAUUUCACCUCUGAAACUGUUGAGUUGCAACCAGCAAGGAAGAAUAAAAAAGAUAAGAAGAAUAAAACAUCAACACUGGGUGUAGUUGAUAUGGAUAUUUUACAGCAAGCAGAAAUCAAUUUCCAAGUGAAAAUGAAAGUUAUGAAUUCAAAUUGUGAUGAUGACGAGCCAGUUAAGAAGAAAACGAAACACAGUCAAAAGACUAGAACUGUUUCAUUCAAAGAACCAGAUGAAGAAACUGAAGUGCCUUCUAAGAAAAAGAAGCAUACAAAAUUGACAGAUGAUUUAUUACAAGAUGUCAUCAGAAGUGAAAGUGAACAAUCCACCAAGAAAAAGAAGCAUAAGAAAUCGAAGGAUCAAGAUUUAGAAGCAGUAGACAAGAAUGAAAGUGAAGAGCCUAGAAAAAAAAGGAAACAUAAAGACAUAGAAGCUCACAUUGCAACAUCAGAACAGCUUAAUGAUGAGAAUGAAAAGGAACAGUCUACUAAGAAAAAGAAGCAUAAAGAUAAGAAGGCAGAAUUAGUAUCAGCUGAAGAACUAAAUGAAAGUGAGCAGCCUGCAAAGAAGAACAAACAUAAAAACAAGAACACUGAAGAAUUAGAUGAAACAAAUGGGGAUGAAAGUGAGCAGCAUGCAGAGAAGAAAAAGAAGAAACAUAAAGAAAAGAAGACUGAAGAAGUACCACAUGAAGAACAAAAUGAAAGUAAACAAGCUGCUAAGAAAAAAAAGAAACAGAAAGAAAAGAAAGAUGCAUCUACGCCAUCAAAGGAAGGAAAUAAUGUGACCAGAAAUGACAAGGCCUUACAAUAUCUUCGUCUGUGGCAGUCGAGCAGAAGCGCAUGGAAGUUCAACAAAAGGAUGCAGAUUGACCUGCUGCACAUGAUGUAUGAUACAUCCAGGAUGUCAAAUGAAGAUUUCCAGAUUUUGCUGCUGUAUUUAGAUGGCCUUCAGGGAAAGGGAAGAGAGAAGACCAUGGCAGAUGCAAAAAAGAUCCUUGAUAGUGGCGAAAAAGAAGUAAAUGCUGAAAGGGAAGAUCGAGCACGGCAGCUGUUUCAAAUGUUGGCUUGA